CGUGAGCGGAGUUGACAUUCAGGGCACGGAGCGCCACACUUCAAAGCCGCGCCACACACGCACACACCUCGCGGGGACAAAAAAAACAAAACACCCAUGGCUUCGGCGAGCGUGGUGGGCCAGCACAGGCUGGACCCGGAGCCGCUCCUCCGGGUCUUCAAGCCGGCCGGCGGCAGGAAGAAAAUCGCCCUGCCGCGGAAGUCUUCGUGGGAGAGAAUCAUGUCGAGGAGAGGCGCGGAGUGCGAGUCCGUCGCCCCGCAGGAACACACCGGGACUUGUCGUGAAGACGCGGCGGGGAGAAGCGCGGCGGGAUGCCGGGGAGCGACGCCACGUAGCCCGGAGCGUGUCCGGCGCUCGCCCGCCAGGAGAGACGGCCACCCGGGAUUCGUCAUCACAGACUGUCCCACUGACCGCAAUCACGGUCACGGCGAGACCUCCCUCCACGGUCCUGGCGUCGACGUGACGAGCACGCUACGCCAACGGGAAUUCCUCCGGAGCAGGAGGGACUUAAGCAGCGUCUCCACCGCGGCGGCGGCCAAGCGGGACGGCCGCCGUCCUCCCCUGCAGCGGCUCACGCAGGGCAGGACCGGGGUGGUGAGGCUGGCUCGCACGGAGCCUCCCCGCCGAGAGGCGUGGGCCAUCUUCCCGCAGGGGUCGGAGCACAAGCCGGGAGAGGGACACCGGUUCGAAGCCAAGGCUGUGACCCAGGACUGGUGCGAUGCAUGCAGCCGCCAGAUCACCGCCCGGGCCCUGCAGUGUCAAAACUGCACCUACACCUGCCAUCUGGAGUGUGAAAGACACGUUCAGCUCGACUGCAACCAGAGGACCAAGGAGGACAAAGAAACAACUUUUUCCAGAAGCCAACGCUCCACUGCGGAACUGAAAAAAAGCGAGGCCAAGGAGGAAGAAGAUGGAGGAGCGAAGGACCUCCCCGAGGAAGAUGUGCGCGCCAGGAUAGAAGAGUACAACUCCCGAGUGUCCGAGAACGGCAUGACGCUGGCGUCUGACGGCUCCUACACGGGUUUCAUCAAGGUCCACCUCAGGCUCAGUCGGCCGGUCACGGUUCCCGCUGUGGAUGCUGGCAGCCCGGUGGGGGUUUUGGGAGGAGGCCCCGACGGAGCUCCUUUGGAGGGCCAAGACUGCGUUCAGGGCGAGGAGCGGACGUCCUUCUACCUGCCGUGUGACUGCGUCAAGCAGCUGCACAUCAGCUCCACCACCACCACCGGGGAGGUCAUCCAGGGCCUGCUGAAGAAGUUCAUGGUGUUGGACAACCCCCGCAAGUUUGCUUUGUACCGGCAGACGCACCGCGAUGCUCAGGAUCUGUUCCAGAAACUUCCUCUGUGCGAGCGUCCUCUUCUUCUGAGACUCCUGGCAGGGCCUGACCCGCAGACGCUCAGCUUCGUCCUCAAGGAGAAUGAGACUGGAGAAGUGGAGUGGCAUGCGUUCUCCGUCCCGGAGCUCCAAAACUUCCUGGUCAUUCUGGACAAGGAGGAGUCUGAGCGCGUGCGAGCGGUGGAGUACAAAUACACCGUGUACAGACGGAAACUGCAGAAUGCUCUGCAACACCAAGAAGAACACCUUGACCCCUGACCCCUGACCUCGUGCCACGUGAGGUCAACGCAGGGAGAGACUAAAACGUGAUCUCAGAGUUUGGAGAGGAAGUCCUCCUUUCUCCGCAUGUCCACACCUUCUCAGGACGCAUAACAACCCUCAGGCGGCCAUCUUGGAUGGGGCGUUUGAAGACUGCAAGGGGACAAGGAGCCGCCCUUCUUCUUCUUCUCCUUCUCCCGCCAAGUGUCCGCUCAUAGAACCUUCUAGGCCUCAGGACGCCGAGCAGAAGGCACAAUCAGACGUGCAGGAACAAGGUUUCUCCUGCCUGAGUAAGGUGGCGUGACACAGGUGCAAGGAAAAGAAAAUAAUCCUUUAUUUCCUUGCUAUUUCAUCCCACAUGUCACAUGACCAACCUCCGUAAGUGUCACAUGACCAACCUCCGUAAGCGUCACAUGAGCAACCUCCGUAAGUGUCACAUGAGCAACCUCCGUAAGCGUCACAUGACCAGCGAAUCCCUUCAUAACCUCCUUUUUGAACGCAGGACACCUGAGGGUUUUAAAUGGAAGACGGGUUUUACCACAGUGAUGUGCGAUACCACCGAUUUACUUUCCGAUGUGAUACCAAGUAAAAUUCAGGCUGGUAUCGGCGAUACCGAUACUUUGUGCAAAUAUACCGAACGUGUCUGAAGUUGUGUAUAUUAACAGAUUAUCUAAAAAACAAUAGUAAAAUGUAGGAAAAAAGAGCAAAGAAUGUAAAAUUUAAUGAGGAAAAAGGUGAUUUUUUUUUUUAGAAUAAUGAUAAUAAACUUUUUUUUAAAUUGAUUAAAAAAUAUAAAAAAGCCUCCCCCCUUAAAAUAUGAACACAAUUUAGUUGGUUGAUUAACAAAUUAAAUAAUACUAAUUUAUGAAUUAAUUUGACAAAUGACAACAAUAAUAAACACUUAAAUGUGUUAAUAUUUUCAAACAGGCAAAAUAAUAUGCAGUUAAACAACUGUAUUAUUUUUUUUCAGUUAUUAUAUGGGAAAAAAACAUCAAAAAUGUAAAAAAAAAAAAAAAGAGCAAAAAAUGUCAAAUGUCAUGAGAAAAAUAUGCUUUUUUUAGACAAAUAAUAAUACUAUAUUUUUUGUAUUCAAUUAAAAAUAUAAAAAUGCCUCCCGCCCCUUAAAAUAUGAACAAUUUAGUUGGUUAAUGAAAAAAAUAAAAUAAUACUAAUUUAUGAAUUAAUUAGACAAAUUACAUCAAUUGUGUAAGCGAACAUGAACAUUUUCAAACAAGCAGAAAAAUAUGCAGUUUAACAACUGUAUUAUUUUUUUCAGUUAUUAUAUAGGAAGAAAAAAAAAUGUAAGAAAAAAGAGCAAAAAAUGUCAAAUGUCAUGACAAAAAGAUGCAUUUUUUAGAAUAACAAUAAUAAUACUUUUUAAAAAAAAUUCAAUUAAAAAUAUAAAAAUGCCUCCCGCCCCUUAAAAUAUGAACAAUUUAGUUGGAUAAUGAAAAAAUUAAAUAAUACAAAUUUAUGAUUUAAUUUGACAAAUUACAACAAUUGUGUAAGCGAACAUGAACAUUUUCAAACAGGCAGAAUAAUAUGCAGUUAAACAACACUAUUAUUAUUAUUUUUAUUCAGUUAUUACAUGGGGAAAAAACAUCAAAAAUGUAAGACAAAAAUUAAUAUGUAAUGAGAAAACACUGAAAUGUUCUAAUAAUUGUUAAUAAUAAACUUAGUCACACACUGGAUCUGUUUUUAGCAUUGUCUUAAAAUAAAAUAUCAAUAUGGCUGACGCAUACUUUGACUUUUCAGUGAUGGAAAAAGUUCGGACACCCCCGAUAAAGCAUCGAAAGGUAUCGAUGUUUUGAUUUGAGGAUUGAUAUUAGCACACAAAGAUCUGGUAUCAACAGUAUCGGUAUUCCAGUAUCACUAUUUUCCUGACUAUAAGCCGCUAUACUUUUCCCCAAGCUUCGAACCCUGCGGCUUAUACAACGGUGCAGCUAAUCUGUGGAUUUUUCCAUCUCUUAACGGCUAAAUUCUGUAAGGGAUUGAGCAAAGAACUCAAAGUACUAAAACGAUCCACUUCAAGAAAGUCUUCAAACUUUUACAAAGUACAAGGAAGAAGAAUCCUGAUAAACAUCUUCUUCAUCUCUAAAGGAUGAAUAAAGAGAUCGAUGACUUCUGUUUUGUUUGAUCCGCCGUUUUACUGCCGUGUUACAGACGCCGUUUUGAAACAAUUAAGGUAUGUUAAUACCUUAAAUUUACACAAUAUUGCUGUGUAAAUAACGUAUACAUCUGCGGUGUGGCUAAUAUAUGGAAGAAAAAAAAAGUUCUUCUAAAAUGUAGUGGGUGUGGCUUAUAGUCUGGAAAAUACACUAGACAAGACCUGGUAACUUUUAAGUGACACUAUCAGAGGUUUAUUAUUGACCCGGAUAUAAGACGAUCCCUCCUUUUUAGACAAAAUCGGAUGUUUUCAAUGUGGUCUAAAACCUCAUCAUCAAUAAAGAUUGGUAUCACUAAGUAUUAUUUUGGCAUAUAAAUGAUAAUAGAACUGUUACAAAGGUUCCUAAUUAGUAAUAUUGCGUCAUGUUGUAUUGUUUUGUCAAAAAUGUUAAUUGCCAGUAGGGAAGAGAUUUAUACGGCCCCAUUCCUGGGUGAAUCUUGCGUGGGUUGAUCAUUUUGCAAUGCAGUCUGCUGAAAAUGAUUGAAAGCUCCACUCUACAUAGCGACUGUGGUCAAAGUUGGAAUUGUCACAAAAUGCAUUUUAAUAUAAUCAACACCUGGUGACUUAAGCGGAUCAUGCACUUCUUCAAUUUGUCACGUUUCAUGUGUCAGGUAAAUUGCAACGAAUGGGGCCAUAAUAAUCUCCUUCCUAGCGUACCUAACCCUGUUAAUAAGAUAUCAAAUACAACAAAAUAUUUUUGAUAAUAAAGAAUACCGACCUAACCACUGACAUAUAGAGCAUAAACUGAUAUUUUACUUGGUAUCUUUAUUGUCGAUAUUUGUAUCGAUCUGUCCUCCUUUUGUUUACAUUCAAGAAUUCUCGCUUAGUGGUUAGCAUACGUCCUCCUACUGCGUGUAGUGCAUGGUUAGCUAUUCCCGGUCCCCAGAGGAAGAUACUUAGAGGAAACGUUGUUUAUUUGCCGCUGCGGAGGCGCGGAUUACUCACUCAGAGGUGGCUUUGCACUGUGGGGGGACGUUAGCCGCUGACGAUGACGUCAACAUGUGUUGUCACAACGGUGUUUAAAGAUUUAUCGCAGGCCAAAUUUGUAACGUUUAUAUCGUCUGGAUCGCGCGACCCUACAGUAGGGAAGGUGUUCAUAUGCUCCUGGGUGGAUCUCGCGUGAGAGGAAGAGGGGGUGUGGGUUAAUCAUUUUGCAAUGCAGUCUGUUGAAAAUGAUGGAAAGCGCCAACUCGACAUGGCAACUGACGCCGUGGUCAAAAAACACAUUUUAAGAUAUUCAACCCCCCCUCCCCCCAAAUAUGUCACGCUUCAUGUGUCAGGUAAAUUGCGACGAAUGGGGCCCAUAUGAGUCCCUUCCUACUGGAUCUUAGUCUAGUCAACAAUUCAAUUCGGAGGAGUUCAAUUCGACUGUCAGCCUCGCAGUCGGCCAUUGAACCCCCGCCCCCCUCCAAGGAGCUUCGACUCUGGCAGGACUUUUCGUGUCUUCAGGUCACCGGUUUGUGUGAGUGACAGGAAGAAAAGCGGGGCCGUGUUUGGCACUACUUGGAUGUAUAAUCCUUGGGUGGUCCAUUGUGUUCAGACCUAGGGUAUCUUACAUUGGGGUCCAUGCAGGGUUUUUCAGUGGCAUGGAACCGCGUCGCAUCCUCACGCAAACUACAGAACGUGACGAGGACACGGCGAUAAUCACGGUCGCGGUUUAGGACUUCACGCUUGAUCAAGUACUAGAACCAGUACCUCGUCCUCCUUGCUUUUGCUGUGCCGUGGAAAAUCUACUUGAGGUGGUUUGUUGUCGUGACAAAUAUUUUUGUUCUUUUGCCGCCGUUUUGUCUUUUUGCGUGACGGCCCACAGGUUUUUAUUGGAAUGUUGUGAAGGGAGGCUUCUCGGAGCUGAUCCUGAAGGCAGUGCCUUGUGUUUUUCCCUGGGUCCACAGUAGGGACCCCACACCUGCGUGUGCUCGUGCACAGGUGCCUCAGCGUCUGCGUGCAAAGGUUUGCAUGUGUGAAAAUGUUGGACUCGAACAUUUAUUCCCAUUUUCUCUGCGGUCUUUGAACGCUCCGUUUGUCCUUGCAACAACAUUUGUGUGCCAGAGUUAUUUAUGACAACUAGAAGUGUGUCACUUAUAUGGAUGCAGAUGUACAGUAAAUAUUCACUUGUACAGAAUAUCUUCUGACUGGAAUAAAUGAAAAAUGUCUCUGA
Messenger RNA from Entelurus aequoreus (snake pipefish), 5915 nucleotides. RefSeq names its product Ras association domain family member 5 (gene rassf5). Gene Ontology annotation, cellular component: nucleus. Lineage: Eukaryota; Metazoa; Chordata; Actinopteri; Syngnathiformes; Syngnathidae. The coding region runs from base 97 to 1590 and encodes 497 amino acids. The transcript has 6 exons. The record is from RefSeq and is a predicted model, not a curated record. Gene Ontology annotation, biological process: signal transduction.